CCCUAUCAGGAAACCCCAGGAAGAUAACUCCGCAACUUCCAGAAACCAAGCAAGCCACUCUCCUCUACCCAACUCACCAAUGCAUCCUACAUAGCCACUUAUCAACCCAUGACCAUAACAAGCGAACAAGAAGAGCCCAAAAUGUCCACCUCCCUCGCAAGAGGAGCAGGCGCGAUCUAUUUCGGCCCCUUCCUCGUCACCCCCCAGGUCUUCCACCUAACACCCCUCUCAUUUGCCCUUGUCAACCUCAAACCAAUUCUACCAGGCCACGUCCUCGUAUCGCCGCGGCGGGUCGUCGCGCGAGUCCGAGACCUCACACCGGCGGAAACGGCGGAUCUCUUCCUGACGACGCGACAGGUUGCAAGUAUGGUCGAGCGCGUGUACGGGGCUACAUCGUUGAAUAUUGCAAUCCAAGAUGGGAAGGAUGCGGGGCAGAGCGUGCCUCAUGUGCAUACGCAUAUUAUUCCUAGGAAAAGGGCAGAUUUGGAUCAUAUGGGGGGUACUGAUGCGGUUUAUGAGUUGAUGGAUGGGGAGGAGGGAGAUAUUGGGAGGUUUCAGUCGAUGAGGCAGGCGGGAAGGAGCUAUAGGUUUUCUGCUAUUGAGAGUGAGGGGCGGAAGCCUAGGAGUGAUGAGGAGAUGAGAGUGGAGGCGGAGACUUUGGCUAAGGAGAUGGAGAAGGAGGUGGAUUGAAUGCUUAUUUUUGUCAUUGUAUGGAUUACUUAUGAGGGCACAAUACGUUAUACAUUGUUCCUGCUGUUGCGGGGGAACAAGGUUAGAAAAUAGAAUCGAUCU
Monascus purpureus is the source of this 792-nucleotide messenger RNA. NCBI's taxonomy places the organism in Eukaryota, Fungi, Ascomycota, Eurotiomycetes, Eurotiales, Aspergillaceae. The record is from the annotation of a GenBank genome assembly.